UGGGGGUUAGGGGGGCUAGCUGGGAGUAUGGUUCUGGGUGCUGAUACCUCUCUUGCUUUGCAGGGGAACUCUACCAAUGGAGCCCGGCCUGGGUGCAGCAAGGAGUCUGACGUGGGGGCACCGGCCCUGGAGAUGGCAGUGAACUCGAUUUACUACUCGCGGGAAGAAGUGAACGCUUUCUGGGUGACGGUGCAGAGGACGGAGGCAGCGGAGCGGUGUGCGCUGCAUGGGGCCUACAUGCUCAAAGCCGAGCAGGACAGCUUGAUCCUCAAGGAGCCCCGGACACAAGAAACUCUCUACACCUGGCCUUACAGGCUGCUCAGGAGAUAUGGCCGAGACAAGGUGAUGUUCUCCUUUGAAGCUGGCAGGCGCUGCGAGUCUGGGCCUGGGAACUUCACAUUUGAGACCAAGCAGGGGAACGAGAUCUUCCGGCUAGUGGAGGCCUCCAUUCGGGAGCAGAAAGCCCAGGUAGAGGAGAACAGACAGAGCUGCGACUCCCUGGACUUGGACUGCCCCAGUGUGGUGCUGAUCCGCAACGCCCUGGCUGACUCGCUGAGCCUUGAGCUGCCUGCCGAGGGGGAUGGCCCAACGGUGCCCAAAGCUGGGCUGGCAGCAAAGCUCAGUGCUGCUCCGGAGGAGAGGGACGCCAUAGCCCUGCUGAAAGCUCGCACUCUCCCAGAGCCCCCGGUGCCACCCAAGCCUGCUCACCCCAGUACGCCCCCACUGCCCAAGGUACCCAGGGCCCUGCUCCCUUCUGAGGACGCAGCCAGCUUGUACUCCGAGCCCAUGGACGCAGUGAAGGGCAUCCGAGCCAGGCUGGACCCGCUGUACUCAGACCCCAUCGACAGCAAGCCUGGAGGUGGGGCCAUGGGUCAUGGCCCUGCCCAGGAGGAGACAAAGCUCAGGAAACCUGGCUCUCUGUACUCAGGCCUGUACGACAGGGUCCAGCCAGCGGGGAACAGCCAAGCUGAGAGGCCGCUGAGAUGCAGGGAGCACAUCUAUGAUGAGCCCGAGGGGCGGGCCCCCCACCCAGUGCCUGCCAACACCUCCAUCUACGAUGAGGCGCGGCCAACAGGCGAGGCCUGGCGCACGCAGGGCAUCGAAGACGAGGGCGGGUAUGAGUAUCCCUACAAUCCCAGAACUGACGACUACUCAGUGCCUGCCUUCCAGCACAAAGCCGGGCCCAAAGGUCCCAAACCCAUCCCUGCCCCAAAGCCCCAGUCCGUGUUCAUUCCCAAAGGCGCUGAGAGGAGCUCAGAGCCCAGCAAAUGGCGUGUGAACCCGGCUCCCGACAAACCAGGUGUCAGAUCUGGCUUGAACAACAACAACAACAACAACGAGGUGCUGUACAGCCAGGUGCUGAAGCCCCUGCGAGUGCCAGGGCAGGAGCUGUCUGUGGAUGAGAAUGCUCUAAUGCCCAUCUACGAAGACCUGGGAGAGAUAUAACCUCCUGUGCCGCAGCCCCUGCUGUGCACCUUCCUCUGGGAGGGGCCAUGGGGCCCAGAAUCCGGCAGGAGCCAUGCAGGGUGCUGUCCUCUCUGGGUCCCUGCAGGGUGGACACGGGGACAAUGCUGGACUGCCUGUCACCCUCUGCCCUGUGAGCGAGCUGGUGACUGCUUCUGUGCCAAGCAGGAGGUUGGGUGAUUCCCAGGAGACUUUCCCUGGAGGACACUAUGGUUGGUGAUGGGGAGAGAUGUUUGACUGUGGUACCUAUGUGCUGGGAUUGGCUGCUUUACCACAUAACACUUUGGCAGGGGAGGACAGGGCUGUCAUCUCUAGUGCACCCAUCACCGUGAUAUCUGGGCAUGAUGACUCUGGGAUCAUGCGAUUCCUGGGCACAUGGCUCUCCACUGGGGCCUUUUGCUGCUGAAAUGCUCCUCAGCUCCCUUCAGACUGUCUUUGUGGCCCACAGUGAUAGCAGGCUGUGCACCCCGGCACCCCGUCCCAAAAAUAUUUUUCUAAAAAUUUUAUUUUGAUAUUAAAAUCUUAAAUUUUAAAACUGAAGAAUCUGUAUGUGUGGCAUGUUUGAGGCGGGGUGCUGUCACACGCCUGUUCUUGGGGGGGGAGUGGAGGGGGGAGAGAGAGAUGCCGUGUCAGGCUUCCAGGGGCGCUGUGCCCCUGGGCCAAGGAAAGAGGCCAGAUUUGCGCUGGGACAUGGUGAGUGGCACAUACAUGCUCAUUUGCAUGUGCAAGCCCAUGCAGUCUUAUUAAACAAAAGCUGCACUGGAGAUGAGAAAAUAUUGGCUCCAUCUUCACAAAAGGUACUGGGGGAUCCUGGGAGUUGAGCUGUUGGACUUCCAGCAGGGGAAGGCAAUUCAAAUGAUAAUGAAAUAGAAUUAUAAAAUGGUAAUUUAGACUUUCAAAAGGCCCUUGGCAAAGCCUCUCACAGGAGCCUGGUAAGGAACCAGUCGCUGUGGAGUGAGGGCGAAGCACUGCCCUGGAGCAGAAGGCUCAGAACGGAGCAGGGAUCGAUGGUCUGUUUCCAUCAGAGCAGAGGGGUCACAGCAGGGCCCCAGGGGGGAGACUGGGGUUUCAGAUACUUAUUAACAAGCUCGAAAAGGGACGUGUGAAUCUCCAGAUGGCACAAAGGUAUUGAGGGGAGCCGUGCCCAGAGGAGCCCGUGAGGAAUUUGAGGGACUGAUGGAGGGGAAAAGGCAGCAUGCUGGUAAGCACAGCUGGGAUUCAGGGUUGACUAAUAACACACAUUGGAGGAUUUAAUCUGAAUUCGUCAUGUGCCUUCUCAGGGCCUAACUUAACAUUAUCUGCUCAGCAAACAGACCCAGCAUCGCUUGGCAGCUGAGUGUGACCUUGACACAAUGUGCAGCUGAUGCCAAGAAAGCUGAUUGGCCACAUAAGGGAUGGGGUGGAGAAUA
Trachemys scripta elegans is the source of this 2873-nucleotide messenger RNA. It is a transcript of the gene DOK1, whose product is annotated as docking protein 1. The coding region runs from base 28 to 1446 and encodes 472 amino acids. NCBI's taxonomy places the organism in Eukaryota, Metazoa, Chordata, Testudines, Emydidae. Gene Ontology annotation, cellular component: cytoplasm. The transcript is spliced from 3 exons. Gene Ontology annotation, biological process: positive regulation of MAPK cascade; cell surface receptor protein tyrosine kinase signaling pathway. The record is from RefSeq and is a predicted model, not a curated record.